This is a messenger RNA of Capsicum annuum, 3354 nucleotides long. RefSeq names its product receptor protein kinase TMK1. Gene Ontology annotation, biological process: protein phosphorylation. The transcript is spliced from 2 exons. Bases 263 to 3103 code for a protein of 946 amino acids. Lineage: Eukaryota; Viridiplantae; Streptophyta; Magnoliopsida; Solanales; Solanaceae. The record is from RefSeq and is a predicted model, not a curated record. Gene Ontology annotation, molecular function: protein kinase activity; ATP binding; protein binding.
CUUGACUUUUUUAUCCACACUAUAAAGAAGGCAAAAACAAACAAAAAUUCCAAAUUCUCCCCUCCUAACCUUUUUCUUCCCCUUUCUCACCAGAGUCUCCGCCGUUCAAUCUGCUCACCUUUUUCUUUCUCGCAACACUCAGAUUCUCCUUUAUCUUCAACAAAACCCUAACCCCCCACCCUUUUUAUAAGCACAAAAAAGUUCAUUUUUAAGCCAUUUUGCACAAUUCUUGAACGUUGUUGUUUGUUUUCUUGGAUACAAAAUGAAGUUGAAGAAGCAGAAACCCCAUAUGGGGUUUGUGUGUUUGUUGAUUUUCUUGCACCAUGUUGUCUCUGUGUACUCUCAGGGUAGUGCUGCGACAGAUGCCGCAGUGAUGCAAGAAUUGAAGAAGCGAGUUAACCCACCGAGUUCACUCACUUGGAGUGAUCCAAACCCGUGUAAAUGGCGUAAACUUGAGUGUACUAAAGAUGAUCGGGUGACUAGGAUUCAAGUUGGGGGUCUAGGGCUUAAAGGGUCUCUUCCGCCUAGCUUGAAUAAUCUUACGGAAUUGCAGGUUUUUGAAGUUCAAAACAACCAACUCACUGGGCCAUUACCGAGUUUUGCUGGAUUGAACUCGUUGCAGAGGAUUCUUGUUAGCACUAAUGGGUUUACUUCUAUUCCUAGUGACUUUUUUGAUGGUAUGACUUCUUUGCAAAGUGUUAACUUGGAUCAGAAUCCGUUUUCGCCUUGGUCUAUACCUGAUAGUUUGAAAAGUGCUACUUCUCUUCAGACCUUUUCUGCUAAUUCUGCUAAUAUUACUGGUAAAAUCCCUGAUUUCUUUGGUGAUGCGUUUCCUAGCUUGGUAGAUUUGCAUUUGUCUUUUAAUAAUUUCGAGGGUUCAAUCCCGACGAGUUUUUCGGGUUCUUCUGUACAAACGUUGUGGUUAAAUAGUUUACGAGGUAAGUUGAAUGGGUCAAUAGCUGUGGUAGGGAAUAUGACUGCAUUAACCACACUCUGGUUGCAAGGGAAUGAGUUUACAGGGCCUUUGCCUGAUUUUUCGGGUUUGACUCAGUUGCGAGAAUGUAGUUUGAGAGAUAAUAGUCUCACUGGUCCAGUGCCAGACUCUUUGGUUAAUCUUCCUGCGUUAAAGGAGGUUAAUUUGACAAACAACUUAUUACAAGGGCCUAUGCCGAAAUUUCCAACUUCAGUACUGCGAGUGGAUAUGUUGCCUGAUACAAAUAGGUUUUGUUUGCCACAGCCUGGUCCUUGUAGCUCACAGGUCAAUACACUGUUGGCUGUGGCUGAGGAUGUGGGUUACCCCAAGGUGUUUGCGGAUAAUUGGAAGGGGAAUGAUCCUUGUUUGCCUUGGAUGGGCAUAACUUGUGACGGUGGAAACAUUACAGUGCUGAAUUUUCAGAAAAUGGGACUUAAUGGGACGAUCUCUCCCAGCUACUCGUCCAUUAAAUCGUUGCAGAAGUUGAUCCUGGCAAACAAUUUUCUUACAGGAACUAUUCCAAAUGAGCUUACAUUGCUGCCAAACUUAAAGGAAUUGGAUGUUUCUAACAAUCAAAUUUAUGGAAAACUCCCACCAUUUAAGAGCAAUGUACUGGUGAAAACUGACGGCAAUGUAAAUUUUGGGAAAGAUAAUCCACCUCCAUCUGCACCUGGAGCACCUUCUGGUAGUACUCCUAGUUCGCCCGAUGGGGGUGGAGGUGGACAAACUCAUGGAGAUGGUAAAAAACCUAAAACUGGAGUAGUUGUGGGUUCAGUGAUAGGUGGUGUUUGUGGUGCCUUUGUGAUUGCUGGGUUGUUUGUGUUUUGUCUUAACAGGACUAAGCGCAAGCGGUCCGGUAGAGUUCAGAGUCCACACACAGUGGUUAUUCAUCCUCAACAUUCGGGAUCUGACCAAGAUGCUGUUAAGAUAACAAUUGCUGGUUCAAGUGUCAAUGGAGGGACAACCGAAACACAUAGUUGUGGAAGCAGUGCACCUGGGGACUUGCAUAUUGUUGAGGCUGGUAACAUGGUGAUUUCCAUCCAAGUUUUGAGGAAUGUCACUAACAACUUCAGCCAGGAGAAUAUAUUGGGAAGAGGUGGAUUUGGAACUGUUUACAAAGGGGAGUUGCAUGAUGGAACUAAAAUUGCUGUUAAGAGGAUGGAAUCUGGAGUUAUGAGCGAGAAGGGUUUGGAUGAGUUUAAGUCUGAGAUUGCGGUGCUUACUAAGGUUCGCCACAGGCAUUUGGUUGCACUGCUAGGAUAUUGUUUGGAUGGAAAUGAGAGACUACUUGUAUAUGAAUAUAUGCCACAAGGGACAGUCAGCAGGUACCUUUUCAACUGGAAGGAAGAAGGGUUGAAGCCUCUUGAAUGGACAAGGAGGCUAACCAUUGCACUGGAUGUUGCAAGGGGAGUUGAAUAUCUUCACGGCUUAGCUCAACAGAGCUUCAUUCAUAGAGAUCUGAAGCCCUCAAACAUUCUUUUGGGAGAUGAUAUGAGAGCAAAAGUUGCAGAUUUUGGACUUGUUCGCCUUGCUCCUGAAGGAAAAACUUCAUUGGUUACAAGGUUAGCUGGAACUUUUGGCUAUCUUGCACCAGAGUAUGCAGUUACGGGCCGAGUAACCACAAAGAUUGAUGUGUUUAGCUUUGGUGUAAUUUUGAUGGAGCUAAUUACUGGAAGAAGAGCUCUGGAUGAAUCUCAGCCUGAGGACAGCAUGCAUCUUGUCCCAUGGUUCCGCAGAAUGCAUAUAAAUAAGGAGACAUUCCGAAAGGCCAUUGACCCCACAAUCGAGCUUGAUGAAGAAACUCUGGCCAGUGUUAGCACUGUUGCUGAGUUGGCUGGUCACUGCUGUGCUAGGGAACCCCAUCAGAGACCAGACAUGGGUCAUGCUGUCAACGUGCUUUCAUCUCUGGCCGAACUCUGGAAACCUGCAGAAGUGGACGAGGAUGAAAUAUAUGGAAUCGAUUAUGACAUGACCCUGCCCCAGGCAGUUAAGAAGUGGCAGGCUCUCGAGGGAAUGAGUGGCAUUGAUGGCUCUUCUUCAUACAUUGGCAGCAGUGAAAAUACACAAACAAGUAUACCUACUCGUCCAUCUGGUUUCGCUGAUUCAUUUACGUCAGUAGAUGGACGAUAACUCGAUCGUCCAACAAUACUGGUGGAGCUUUUGGCCUAAUGUUGUUGUUCUUUAGAGGGUUGGUCUGUUCAUUCCUUGUACUCAUCCCCAAUCUUUCCCUUCUUUUUCUCCCUUUCUUGGUUCUGCAGGGUUUUGUUAAGAUCCUAGUGACAGAAUGAAGUUGCUUUCAUCUGAUUCUUCUUAAACUUAUUUAUUUUUACCCUCUGCCUUAAUUUCUAGAAGUUAUCCAAUAUGCAAAUAUUAUGAGGCAA